Messenger RNA from Mercenaria mercenaria, 2779 nucleotides. RefSeq lists its product as uncharacterized. The transcript has 2 exons. The record is from RefSeq and is a predicted model, not a curated record. The coding region runs from base 76 to 786 and encodes 236 amino acids. Lineage: Eukaryota; Metazoa; Mollusca; Bivalvia; Venerida; Veneridae.
UCUUUUUUUAAAAAUUCUUUCUAGUCGUAUCUUUCAAGACUUGGAACUUCAAACACUCGAGAACUCAGACAUGGUAUGGAAAUCCAGAAAUUUGUAAAAGAGUGUUUUGAGAUCUGCUGGCUUAUGGUGAUUCAAGAUCCGCCGCUUGUUUUCGCUUCCAGGAGUAAGGGCGAACUACUAAAUACGGAAUUGUAUAAACCGUACACGAAGAAUGGGAAGUAUGUCAAGUUUAUUGUAUGGCCAGCCAUGCUUUUGCAUAAAGAUGGACCAGUUUUGGCCAAAGGUGUUGCCCAAGGUGAGCGCGGAAACCAAGACAAGGACAAAUUGGCCAUUGACUAUGUUGAUAAGCUAAAUUUUGAAACUCACUUACCGCAUACAGAAUGGAAAUUUGAUAAGCAUACCUACACAAUUGGCCAUUUUGCAGGUACAUCAAGAAAUGUAGAUUAUUCAAAUGGUCCGCUGUAUAAAGAGUAUAAAGGACAGUCCUUUGAAAGAAAAAUAUCUGCAGAAAUGGGAAAAGAGCGACAUCAACGUGCAAAGAGUGAAGGAGAAAAAAGGUUCGAGCAACCAGCGCUAACAAAGCUGAGCAGUUCAGGAACAAAGUUAAUUUGGAAACCUUACAAGGAGUAUGAAAGACAUCCUACGCCAGACGAGAUGCGCACUUACUUUUAUUAUUUUGACCGUCGCGAGUACAGUAAGGCUAAAGAUGUGCUCGGCAGUAAAGUAUACUUUAGGUGUAUGCAAAAUGAACAUAAAAGACACAUGUAUAGUACUAAAUUGAAAUGAGGCACUGCCUGGACCUUGAAUCGAUCUGCCUUAUCAAGAUCAAUAUAACAUCUAGCUGAAGCGCAAAACAAGUUUUGUCAGCUUUAUAUGGUUAUAUAAAAAACUGUAACCGAAUGUGUAUAAUUUUACAUUUUAGAUAUACGUACAAGUUAUACUCUCAUCUCUGAAUUACAAUUACAGAAGCGGACAAUGUACAACAUUUGUCAGCAUUCCAGAUAUAUUUUUGUUAAAAGAAAAUCGCGUUUAGAAUUUUUGUCUGCUCCCGCACAUUAUUAUAUACAAAUAAAUGAACUAACCUAAUGUUUUGACCCUGACUAUGUUCCGUGUUGCUCCGAAUAAUGACAGGCAGAAACUGUUUAGUAUAAUGCUUAGUCUUUGAUCUUCCUGCGUGACAUUGAUUUUAACCGUGACCAUAUUGCGUUCUGCAUAUUUCUCGAUAUGGUCAUCUCUUGUAGCAAGUAAUUUGAAAAGGGAUUAAAAUAUAGGGGAGACAUGCUUUUUUUUAUUGAUAAACAAAACAAAUUCUUGUUGAUUUUAUUAUAAUACUUAUCACAGAGGGUUGUACUUACUGCUUCAGGUAAAAUGUUUGCAUGAUUAAGUUUGAUGACGGUAAAUCCUUCAAGAAGGUUAGAAGACUUGGAUUGAACUGUUGAGAAGAAUGCUCUGCAUACCGUCUUGAACAGUGGAAUAUUCAAUAUCCUUCAAAGUUUCUAGAAAUAAUAUGGAAGGACUGGAAACAAAGGCUCAAACACAACAAAUUUCAGGAUCCAAACGGUUAACCUUGACAUUGAGCAUGUACCCUGUUUAUUUGUCUCAAAUCAGACAAGUUGAAAUACAUAAACAUUUUAGUAUUUUAUAUGAAAGAAAUAAGUUUCUGGAUUUUAGCACGAAUUGCUCAUGGCGCGCUUUUACGAUAAUUGAAUGUUUGUCUUUCAUCAGUCUGUAGUCCAUCCGUCUGUUGUGAACGAUUUCUUUAAAGAACAUCAUUCUCCUCCUAAACCACAGAGCCAAUUUCGAAAAAUGAACCAUAGGAAUGUCCCUUGGGUGGCCCAAUUUUUGAUUCCUUCAAGUCUAGAUCAUCUAUGCAGAAUUCUCGUUGCCAUGGCAAACAAAAGACCAAACCCCUAACAUUUUCUCAUAAGAAUUCACCGAUAAUGUCACAAAAAUAAUGCUUAAGUGAACUUUUACCAAAUUCCUUUUAAUUAUUCUGUUUCGUUAACAUGGCCGCUAGGGGAUAGAUUAGUUUUCGGAGUAAUCCUAUAUAGAAAUUUUUACUAUAAAACUGCAGGCCAAUUUUCAAAAUAAGCGGACCAUUGUAACCCUACGUUGCCGACUUGACCGUGACAGUUUAACCUUGGAUAUACAUAUGAAACAUAUGAAUGGUAUUAAGGGGAGAUGUGGUCCAGUGGUUAAGGUGUCGGCCGCUCAAACUGUGUGUCGCAGGGUUUUCAGGAAGAAUAGUCGAGAAUAGUUCAAAUAAGCUUGAAGCGUUUAUCACAAUCGAGCUAAAAUAAAUUAGUGCGAACUAAUGGUAAUAUGUUUGUUUACCAUACAAAACAUGCCCCUAUUUGACCAUAUUUUAGGAAAGACCGUAAAAUGAUUCUACAUGCCAUGAUUGAGUUCUUUAAAGACACUGAUUCUGGUAUGCCUGGUAUGUGGCCUAUGGAGAUGAUAAGGUCUGCGUAUUGGCGAUAAGGGCCAAUACACAAGUCAGGACUAUUGGUAGACUUGCUUCUGUUUAUCAUAAUAAGCUACUGUAUAGCUACUGUGCAGUACAUAAAUUGCAGGUGAUAUUUCUCACCUUUAUAGCAAAUCAGUUCUCACCUUUAUAACGAGUUUAGAAAGCUUGAUUGAAUUAGGGCUAAAUAAACAAAGUGAUAAGAUACAACAGUGUUUUAUCAUAUUUUCAAUAAAGUAAGUUUUUUAACAAUUACAUCUCAUUAUUGCUGUUAUCAAAAAUAUAAAAAAAAAUGCAUUCAGGCACAUAGCUUUU